This is a messenger RNA of Wasmannia auropunctata (little fire ant), 1281 nucleotides long. RefSeq names its product cyclin-dependent kinase 20. Bases 104 to 985 code for a protein of 293 amino acids. The transcript has 6 exons. Gene Ontology annotation, biological process: protein phosphorylation. Gene Ontology annotation, molecular function: ATP binding; cyclin-dependent protein serine/threonine kinase activity. Gene Ontology annotation, cellular component: nucleus. Lineage: Eukaryota; Metazoa; Arthropoda; Insecta; Hymenoptera; Formicidae. The record is from RefSeq and is a predicted model, not a curated record.
GAUAAUUAAUUUUCCUUUUACAAUUGCAAUUGUAAAAAAUACACAUGAACGUUAAUCUUCCUUUUCUAUAUAUAUUUAUAUUUAAUAGAAAUCCGGAAAAUACAUGGAGAAAUAUAUCAUCAACGGUCAGAUUGGCGAAGGAGCGCAAGGCUUGGUCCUGAAAGCGCACGAUACGUCUAGGGAUCAGGAAGUGGCGCUAAAGAAGAUCCUAAUUAAAAAGAGCGAGGGCGGUCUACCCGCGUCCAUCAUACGCGAAGUGAAAAGUCUGCAGCAAUUCAAGCACCCCUACGUCGUGGAACUGCUGGACGCUUUCCCGAACGGUUUAGACUUCGUAAUGGUGUUCGAAUACAUGCCAACGGGUCUGUGGGAGAUAUUAAGGGACCCCGAGAUAUCCUUGACGCUGGCGCAAAUUAAAACGUACAUGAAGAUGUUGCUGGAGGGUAUAGCGUACGUGCACGGCAAGAAUAUAAUACACAGGGAUUUGAAACCUGCGAACUUGCUGAUCAGCGACAAGGGUAUCUUGAAAAUCGCAGAUUUUGGCUUGAGCAGACUGAUGUGGCGGGACGGCACGAAGCCGUAUUCGCAUCAGGUCGCUACGCGAUGGUACCGCGCGCCGGAGCUGCUCUACGGAGCGCGCUACUACACGUCCGCGAUCGACAUGUGGUCGAUCGGUUGCAUAUUCGGCGAAAUGCUGAACGCUUCCCCGUUGUUUCCAGGUGAGACCGACAUCGAGCAACUGGCCAUUGUUCUGAAGUAUUUGGGUUCCCCUACGUCCGAAUCCUGGCCCGAAUUGAGCUCAUUACCGGACUACAAUAAAAUCACCUUUCCUUACCACAAGAGCACGUCAUGGGAGAGCAUUAUUCAAGACGCGCAGCCGGAAGCUAUCGAUCUAAUCAGGCAAAUCUUGAUUUACAAUUCGUCCAAACGUCUCACAGCUGAACAAGCAAAUCUUGAUUUACAAUUCGUCCAAACGUCUCACAGCUGAACAAGUAAUAUACAAGAUUAUAUAAUGACGUAUAAAUAAAUAAUGAUGUGAUACUAAUAAGAUAUCUGUCUCGAAUUAUCCUCGAAUUUUUGAUUAGUUACUAUUAUUUUUCUCGCUGUUCUGCCAUUGCUAACGUCAUCGUUAGAGAGAAAACGAAAGAAGAGAUACACAUAUAGAAAUAAAAAUGAUAAAUUAUUGUUUCAGGCAUUGUGUCACGUAUACUUUUACUCCAAACCGUAUCCAUCUAUGAAGACUCUAAUAAAACCACCGCCGGAUCAUCGCCUUCGCGUAAAACC